CCAAGGAAAUACUGUUUUUACACAGCUGGUUAUACAUGUAGUGUUACAGUAACGACAGAGUACUCAAGAAUGACUGCGUAUUUGUUCAUUUUUCUGCUAUGUGCCUUCAAAUGUUCGAGUGGAGAAAGUAAACUUAAAUUUGUCACGAUGUUAUAUCGACAUGGAGACCGUUCUCCAAUCAAAGCCUAUCCAACAGACCCAUACCAGGAGAGUGCAUGGCCACAGGGAUUUGGACAGCUUUCACAGGAGGGUAUGAGAGAGCACUUUGAGCUGGGCCAGUUUCUGCGACAACGGUACACAGGUUUCCUCAGUGAGAACUAUACACGCUUAGAGAUUACUGUUCGGAGCACAGAUUAUGAUCGCACACUGAUGAGUGCUGCCUCAAAUCUUGCUGGUCUUUACCCACCCAAUGGUUCACAGAUGUUUCAUCCUGGCUUAGAAUGGCAGCCUAUACCAAUACACACUGUUCCCCAGGAAGAUGAGCGGCUGCUCUCAUUUCCUUUGCCGAACUGUCCACUCUACCAGUUACUUAUAAAUGAGACAAAGAGAACUAAGUUCUUUCUUAACAUGACUGAGAAGUACAAAGAUUUCAUGGAGAUGGUGCAAAACAACACAGGGCUGAAUUUAACUUCCAUUGAGACAGUGUGGAGUGUGCAUGACACACUAUUCUGUGAGAAGAAACAUGGUAUGCGCCCUCCAGCCUGGGUGACUUCUGAAGUCAUGGAGAAACUAAAGGUGUUAAAGAACUUAAGCUUUCAGGUCAUGUUUGGCCUCUAUAAACGAGAGGAGAAAUGUCGGUUACAAGGAGGUCUCCUACUGGAUCAGAUUAUUAAAAAUUUUACAGCUGUUGCAACUCUAAAUUCAAAUGAGCAUCUAAAGAUGAUAAUGUAUUCAGCGCAUGACACAACCAUCAUAGCUCUGCAGGAAGCACUUAAUGUGUAUAAUGGAUUGCAACCACCAUAUGCCUCCUGUCACAUUUUUGAACUGAACCAGGAUGACAAUGGGUCAUUCUUUGUUGAGAUGUUUUAUCGUAAUGACAGCUCUGUGACUGAGCCAUAUCGUUUGACUUUACCUGGCUGUGCCCAACAGUGCCCUUUACAGGAGUUCAUUAAACUUACACGCUCAGUCAUUCCAACAGACUGGCACAAGGAAUGCCAAAUCAGCUCCUCUUCCAGCGGCAAUGAUGUAAUCAUUGGACUGAUUGUUUGUGGCUCUGUACUCUUGCUCCUUAUUGUGCUGCUGUUUGUAGUGCUUUAUCAUCACAGUAAACCAGCCAAUGGCUACAGCCAUGUAAUCAACGAUCAGUCCUGACAGUCAUAUCAGCUACUCUCCAGAACUUCACAGGAGAGUGAGGACGACCUGUGAACCAGUCACAUACACAAGCAGCAGCUGUGAAUCUGCUGUGAAAAAACAGGACCUCAGUGGUUUUUAAGAAAUGAGGACUUUCUCUAGUUCUCUAAUUUAAUUACAUAUUAAACAGAGGAUGGAGAGAGAA
This is a messenger RNA of Trichomycterus rosablanca, 1495 nucleotides long. It is a transcript of the gene acp2, whose product is annotated as acid phosphatase 2, lysosomal. Bases 70 to 1311 code for a protein of 413 amino acids. The record is from RefSeq and is a predicted model, not a curated record. Lineage: Eukaryota; Metazoa; Chordata; Actinopteri; Siluriformes; Trichomycteridae. Gene Ontology annotation, cellular component: lysosome. Gene Ontology annotation, biological process: lysosome organization; dephosphorylation. Gene Ontology annotation, molecular function: acid phosphatase activity. The transcript is spliced from 11 exons.